Molecule: messenger RNA, 1488 nt
Organism: Culex pipiens pallens (northern house mosquito)
Lineage: Eukaryota; Metazoa; Arthropoda; Insecta; Diptera; Culicidae
Exons: 3
Coding region: 825-1148 (107 amino acids)
Source: RefSeq, a predicted model, not a curated record
UAUGUAAGUCAGUCAGCUCUAGCUACAGCUAGUGUGUUACGCUGCCGUUAAGCCGCACUUGAUGUGCCUUUAAACAACUCCAAAUCGCUCCCCAACUCGUUACAAGUCCGCGAACCGCGCUCGAAGAAACACACCACAACAAGUCUUGGUUCCAAAAGUCGGCAGUUUUGGUCGUAAUCAGCGUCGCAGUCGCAGCAGUGAUUAUUCAGGAAGUGGUUCGCCUGUUGGCUUAACUUUAAGGCGUGCGUGAGUCCGCAAAGAAGAGACAGGCCCGGCCUUCAACGCGGUUACGCCGACCAAGACCACGCGAGAUUCUUCGCCGAGUUGCAUCGAACAAUAACAGCUGCAUUGGCGCGAAAGGGAAAAUACCUUCCUAGGCGGUGUGCGCAGUUUGUGCAGCAGAGUUAUCUCAUCGAAACCCGAGGCUACCAGACUGUUUGUGCGGACAAGGCACCGAGUUGUAACGACGCUAGUACGUGACACAAACGUCUAGUAGUACAAGUGCAUCGUUGCAGCGACUGUGGACGAUCCCUUGCUGGGUUUGCAAAAGUUGGCGCCGAGGCCGAGAAUCGUGUUUUGUGGCUUGGUUGCAGAAACUGCUGUAACUUCUGAGUUGAAGCUGAGUGCGGUGCUUGAUCGAGUGUUGAAAUUGAAAUUGAGAGUUAGUUGAGCGGUUAAGUUCUACCGAAACGGUCGUCCAAGUCGUGUAUCGGGUUUGUCGUCGAUGUGUGUUGUUGACUCUUGCUUUGCUGAGCAAGUCAAAGUGUGCCAGUGAUCUUGCAGUGAGCCAGUUUGGUUCUGAGUGGGAAAACAUAGGAAAAAAUAUGAAUAAGUUUGUGAUAUUACUCGCCACCGUGCUGGUGCUCUCCAACAUCCCCGUUGAGGCCACCGUCGUGCGGUUGUUCACCGAUCUGCUGCAAAAUAACGUGGCCGGAAUUCCGUUGAUUCACAAAACCGAAGAGUUCGAUUUCGACCCGGAGGUCAGCAAGAAGCGCCGCGAGAUGUACUACGAGCAACACGGAUACCGUGGCGAGAAGGCCAUCGAGCGGCUCGGACUGGGAAUCGACGGCAAGCACCGUGAACGGGCGGAACACCAACGGCAACGGGACGAGGGACAUCUCAACGGACUGAACAUUCUGCAGCCUUGAAUUGGGGAUAGCGAGGGACAUAAUGUAGUUGAAUUUGGUUGUGAAAUGUGAAAAGUGAUUUUUUAUUGGAAAUUGUUAAGAGUUGUGCCAGUGAAUAGAGUCGUAUGCAUUGUACCUGGAUGGUUCCAUCUGCUAUAAUAAUACAAAGUGUCGAAAGCACAAACCUGAUGCUAACGUCACUUUAAAGAAUUGAGACAUUUCUCGGUAGUUUCGAUGAAAACUGCUUUUGAGAAAGAUCGAUUCUGAAUAAAACAUUUGCUCACGAAAAACUAAUAAGAGUAAGAUAGUUUUAAAGUGAAUAAGAAUUAUGCUGAGUAUAAAUUUGAUGUUAAAUUAUGAA